CCACCUCAACGAAAUCAUGGCUCAUCAAAGACUUCUGCCCAAGAACUGCCAGGUUGCACAAAGACAUCUACGAAGAUGGGUGGAUCCUCGUUUUUUCCAGCAUAUUCUACAAGUGGUAGUGCUGCUCUUCGUGGACCUCGUGGAGGUGGGCCUACUGCAACAACGCAGAGUCAGUCGUCCACCAAUAGCAAUACAACUUCUUGUACGAGGACAACAAGAAUUUUGAGGCCGCGUGAUGAACAUGAUCGGUCCACUCAACAUCAAACCGGGCAAGAGCAGCAAGAACGUCAAGUAUUAAGGCUACCGCUGGAGCAUCCGUGCUAGCGCCAUAUCCUUGCCUGCUUUUUUAAGGGGAACAAGGGCUCAGGGAUGGGCUCAAGGAUGCGACGGGGGGGUAGCUCUAAAAUUAGACGCCGAGGCAGCACAUUUACAGAAGAUGUUGGAGCAGGGCUCAGCUAACAAGACGAGAAAAAACAGCACAGUAGCUCAACAAUUGGUAAGUGCUGUACUUUUGUUGCUGCAAAAACCAGAGCUCAAUACAACUAGCGGAAAUAAAACAGGAGCAAGCGAACUAGGC
Amoebophrya sp. A25 is the source of this 577-nucleotide messenger RNA. The record is from the annotation of a GenBank genome assembly. NCBI's taxonomy places the organism in Eukaryota, Dinophyceae, Syndiniales, Amoebophryaceae.